Magallana angulata is the source of this 1254-nucleotide messenger RNA. Its product is annotated as D(2) dopamine receptor A-like. Gene Ontology annotation, biological process: G protein-coupled receptor signaling pathway. The coding region runs from base 1 to 1254 and encodes 417 amino acids. NCBI's taxonomy places the organism in Eukaryota, Metazoa, Mollusca, Bivalvia, Ostreida, Ostreidae. Gene Ontology annotation, cellular component: membrane. Gene Ontology annotation, molecular function: G protein-coupled peptide receptor activity. The transcript has a single exon. The record is from RefSeq and is a predicted model, not a curated record.
AUGGAAAACCAAACAUUACUGAACCUGACGCAUACCUUGGUAAACAUUACGGAUCUCAACAACACAAAUUCUGGAAUCGUUGACGACUACAACAAUUACGAAGAUGGAGGAGGUGCAUAUAGUUACGAAACUUAUGAAUAUUAUGCAGAUUUUUAUGUGAAGAAAUACGAGUAUAUUGGUAAAUGGGAAAUCACCAUCCGGGGGUACGUUACAUUUUUCAUAGCGCUUGCCACCAUUCUCUCUAACAUAGUCUUAGUUUCUGUGCUCGUCUUCAGAAGCUCGCGAACAUUCACCACGAUUGUAUUGACGUCACUAGCUAUCACCGAUUCCAUCAUAUGCCUCACACGUUUGCCUGAAGCAGUGUAUUUCAAUAUGGCGGGAAACUACAAGAAUCUUUACAUCACCUACCCAUGGUGCAUUGCAACGCAUGUCUUGUAUGUGAUAUACCAAGUUUUUAGGAUGAUGUCUAACUGGCUCACUGCUUUACUUGGCGUUCAACGACUUGUAGCCAUAGCUCUGCCUUUCAAACACGGCAAACUGUUCAAUUCUCGGGCAAGCUGUGUUGAAAUCGCUGUCAUUGUUGGUGUUUCCGUGAUGCUCAAUCUUUAUGAAGCUCUAGGAAUCUACAUUUCAGAGCUUCCGAUAUAUAAAACCUGGUACUACAACGAAACACUCCCCUCGAGUUGUACAAGAGACUUUUCACAAUGGUCAGCUAGUGCCUUCGGAGAUCCAACGAAAUCCAAUACUUUAUUUUUCAUAUUUUCUGGCCUUUUGUACCGGGUGCUUCCAGUUUUGAUCCUUAUCUUUACCACAGUCAUGCUCGUCUACUUUUUGUACAAAAGACAAAAAAUGAGAGCCUUGAAUACUCAGCGAAAAAAGCAGAUUCAAAGAAUGACAAUCCUCAUCUUCCUUAUUCUUGUCGUCUUUUUAAUUGCCGAAACACAAGAUGGAAUCGCACAUUUCAUCUAUGCAGCUGAGCUUUCACAGGACAAAAAGAGACAGAAUCUGUCCAAAGAGGACGAUAUUAUGUGGGAUACGAUUUCAUCAAUGCUUUCUCUGAUUAGCUACGCAUGCAACGUUUGGAUUUUCUUCUUAAUGAGUCAGCAAUUUCGUUCUGCACUCCUGGACAUUUUCAAGUCUGGGUUUCGAAGAGUCCAUUUCUACUUUCAUUUGGGUGAAAUUGAGGAGGAAAGCGUUUCAAAUACUCCAACCACGAAUUUAAGAAUCAAAAACGAGAACAGUACAUUCGUAUGA